This is a messenger RNA of Telopea speciosissima, 737 nucleotides long. Its product is annotated as probable glutathione S-transferase. Gene Ontology annotation, molecular function: glutathione transferase activity. Gene Ontology annotation, biological process: glutathione metabolic process. The record is from RefSeq and is a predicted model, not a curated record. Bases 57 to 737 code for a protein of 226 amino acids. The transcript is spliced from 2 exons. NCBI's taxonomy places the organism in Eukaryota, Viridiplantae, Streptophyta, Magnoliopsida, Proteales, Proteaceae. Gene Ontology annotation, cellular component: cytoplasm.
AAAUAUCACCUUCACAGAUCUUAGAAAGUUGCAGACUUGGAAGUUUAAGAUCUACAAUGGCAGAAGUGAAGCUAUUUGGCUUUUGGGGAAGUCCUUUCAGUAGCAGAGUACAGAUGGCUCUAAAACUAAAGGGUGUCUCUUAUGAAUACAUUGAAGAAGAUCUUCCUAACAAGAGUCCUUCGCUUCUCAAAUAUAACCCAAUUCAUAAGAAGAUCCCUGUGCUCCUACACAAGGAAAAGCCCAUUGCAGAAUCCCUCGUCAUACUCGAAUACAUCGAUGAGACAUGGGAAGGUUAUAGCAUAAUGCCUGAAGAUCCUUAUGAGAGAGCCAUGGUCCGCUUCUGGGUUAAAUUCUUAGAUGAGAAGUUCUUAGGUGCAGCAUGGAAGGCUUGUUGGGGUGAAGGGAAGGAACAAGAGAAGGCCAUGGAAGAUGCACAAGAGGUCUUGACAACACUUGAAAAUGAGCUCAAAGGGAAGAAGUUCUUUGGAGGAGAUAAUAUUGGGCUUGUGGACAUUGCAGCUAACUUUAUAGCAUUUUGGGUUGGAGUGAUUCAGGACGUGGUAGGAAUUAACUUAAUAGAGGAGGACACAUUCCCUACCUUAUUCAAAUGGAGUGAAGAAUUCCUCAGUUGUGAAGUUGUCAAGGGAUGUCUGCCCCCAAAAGAUAAACUAUCUGCUUUCCUCCUAGCUCGCAAGGAAGCUAUAACUGAAGCAGCCAAAUCCAUAGUUUACAAAUGA